AUGGCGCCACCAGUCCCGGAGGUCUUUCCGACAUAUCCUGAUCUGGCAGGCAAAGUUGCUCUCAUUACUGGCAUCGGCCAAGUCGGGCCUCGGGAUAGCCCUUUUUGGGGCAAUGGGGCUGCAACUGCUCGCUUACUCUCUCGGAACGGAGUCAAGAUUUUUGGCUGUGAUCUCUUCCUGGAAUCAGCUGAAAGAACCAAAGAGCGCUUGCUUGAGGAGAACGCCAAUGCCGUGGUAGAUGUUGUGAAAACGGAUGUGAUGGACCCUAAAGACGUCGAGGCGCUCGUCGCGGCCGUCAUACAAAGACACGGUAGAGUCGAUAUCCUCAUCAAUAAUGUUGGUCAGACUGCAGUAGGAAACCCAGCAGAUACGUCUGAAGAGCUCUGGGCUCGUCAGAUUGAUAUCAACUUGACCUCUGUUUACCGCCUCUGUCACCACGUCCUACCCAUCAUGCAAAAGCAAGGCUCUGGAAACAUCAUAAAUAAUGCUUCCAUCACUGCGAUGCGCUAUAUUGGGAAACAUCAGAUUGCAUAUGCGUCUGCUAAAGCAGCUGUCAUUCGCUUCACGAAAGCAACCGGGGUCAUGUAUGGCAAGGAGAAUAUCCGGUCAAACUGCGUGGUGCCUGGUUUAAUGUACACCCCGCUGGUCGACAACUUUGCUCAGAGCGACGACCCGGGAGAUCGAGAAGCCGCGAAAAAGAUAUUAGACCAUAAUUGCCCAAUGGGCUGGAUGGGAACCGGGCUGGAUGUAGCGAACGGGGUGGUCUGGCUGGCUAGCGGGGCAAGUAGAUAUGUGAAUUCUCACGAGCUUGUCAUAGAUGGAGGUAUAACUGAGAGCACUGGGACUGGGUUCUAUUGA
Messenger RNA from Talaromyces rugulosus, 858 nucleotides. RefSeq lists its product as uncharacterized. Lineage: Eukaryota; Fungi; Ascomycota; Eurotiomycetes; Eurotiales; Trichocomaceae. The record is from RefSeq and is a predicted model, not a curated record. The transcript has a single exon. Gene Ontology annotation, molecular function: oxidoreductase activity, acting on the CH-OH group of donors, NAD or NADP as acceptor. The coding region runs from base 1 to 858 and encodes 285 amino acids.